UUGCACCCAAAUCUCUUAACUCUUCUGCCAUGAUCCAUUCUUUUCUUUUAUUUUUCCUUUCAUUUUCAGGAGUUCGAUCUCUAGGUGUUAAUUAUGGCCAAGUUGGUGAUAAUUUGCCAUCACCGGAUAAAGUUUUGGAGUUAUUAACUUCACUUAAGAUCUCAAAAGUGAGAAUAUACGAUACAAAUCCACAAAUAUUGACUUCAUUUGCCAACUCCAACACAGAGCUCGUUGUGACCAUAGAAAACGAGAUGCUAACGCAGCUUUUGGAUCCUCAACAAGCCCUCCAAUGGGUUGCAAUCCACAUCAAGCCCUAUUUCCCGGCCGUAAGGAUCACCGGAAUUGCGGUCGGGAACGAGAUAUUCACCGGGAACGACACGGUGCUAAUGGCGAACCUCAUCCCGGCUAUGAUUGCCAUUCAUGAAGCGUUGGGGGAACUAGGGCUAGGUUCGUACAUUCAUGUCUCAACUCCAACAUCCUUGGCUGUUCUUGAGGAAUCCUUCCCUCCUUCAGCUGGUAGCUUCAAAGGUGAAGUGUCAAGCUACAUUUCACAAUUUUUGCAGUUUUUGUCAAGAACAAAAGCGCCAUUUUGGAUCAAUGCAUACCCUUAUUUUGCUUACAAAGAUAACCCUGAUAUCAUAUCUUUGGAUUAUGCGCUUUUGAAUCCCAUGACUUACUUGGUCGAUCCUUCCACUAAGCUAAAUUAUGACAAUAUGUUGUAUGCUCAAGUAGAUGCAGUGAUAUUUGGUAUGGCAAGGCUGGGUUUUGAUGGGAUUGAAGUGAGGGUUUCAGAGACUGGGUGGCCUUCAAAAGGAGACUUGGAUGAAAUUGGAGCAAAUUCUGAAAAUGCAGCCAUUUACAAUAGGAAUUUAUUAAGAAGACAAUUGGCAAAUGAAGGGACUCCUUUGAGGCCAAAUUCGAGGCUCGAAGUAUAUCUUUUUGCUCUGUUUAAUGAAGACAUGAAGCCUGGGCCAACCUCUGAAAGAAACUAUGGUCUCUAUCACCCUGAUGGAACUAUGGCUUACAAUAUGGGCCUUUCAACCUCUUCUGCAUCCAUCUCUUUAUCUUCUUCGGCCACUAAGCUUCAUUUAGUGAAUGCAGGAUAUCGAGGUGGCUGAUGAGUCGUGGUAGUGGAUUACUGCAUCAGACUGGGAGGUCCUCAUUUUUUACACAAACCCGCAUGUGCUGGAUCGUACGCUCUAGAGAGAGACAAGAGAGGCAGAGAGAUCGAGUGAGUGCCAAUUACAGUCAUUGC
This is a messenger RNA of Cucurbita maxima (winter squash), 1255 nucleotides long. RefSeq names its product glucan endo-1,3-beta-glucosidase 11-like. NCBI's taxonomy places the organism in Eukaryota, Viridiplantae, Streptophyta, Magnoliopsida, Cucurbitales, Cucurbitaceae. Bases 30 to 1118 code for a protein of 362 amino acids. Gene Ontology annotation, molecular function: hydrolase activity, hydrolyzing O-glycosyl compounds. The record is from RefSeq and is a predicted model, not a curated record. Gene Ontology annotation, biological process: carbohydrate metabolic process. The transcript is spliced from 3 exons. Gene Ontology annotation, cellular component: plasma membrane.